CAUACUUCUUCACACAACUCACAGUCAACCUGUGGAACUUGUUGCCAGGCAUUGUUGUGAGGGACAAAAGUAUAACUGGAUUAAUAAAACAAUUAGAUAAGUUCAUGAAGGACAGGUUCAUCAACGGCUAUUAACCACUAUUGUCAGGCCUGCAGUCCUAUGCUCUGAGUGUUCCUAAACCUCUAACUACCAGAAGCUGGGACUGGACAAAAGGGGGUGAAUUACUCGAUAAUUGCUAAGCUUAAGAUUUUGUCUCAUUUAUUUUUAGUAAAAGUCAGAGACGGGUUGCAGGCAAUAAACAAAAAUUUGAGGGAGCCUGUGACCUGUCUGUGACUUUUACUAAAAAUAACUGGGAAGAGGGCAAAUGGGGGAAGAGGAAGGAAUGACAACUGGAGCCCUAUGCGGGGGGGACUGACAGCCUGAGACCCACCACCACAGUGAGGUGUAAAGCCUAGCUGAAGUCACGGGGGUGAGGAGGCGGUGCACGCAGCCCCAGCUCCGGCCUAGCUAUGGGGGGCUGGUAGGGGAGCAUACGGCUCUGGCCCCAGCUGCAGCCACUGACAGCUGAAGCCAAAGAAAUCACGGAGGUCUGAUAAAGUUACAGAAUCUGUGACUUCCAUGACCUCCAUGACUAAAUUGUAUCCUUAAUAAUUGCCCUGUUCUGUUCAUUCCCUUUGAAGCAUCUGGCAACCAGCUACUCUCAGAAUAUUGAGCUAGAUGGACCAGUGGUCUUACUCAGUCGCUAUUAUUAUUUAGAAAUCAGAAAGUUUCAAAACUAUUGUCAUGUAAACUUUAUUUUUUUUUAAAUUUACCUUUUUAUGAUUCUCUUAAUGCUACGUUUAACUGCUGCUAAAUUUGAAGUGUCUGGUUUUCAGUGUUUUAAAAAGUGUAGAAGAGCUCUUCACUUUUAGCCUGGAUCAUGGGUAGAGUCCAGCAGAAGGAAGGGAGGAGUAGGGAUGUCUCAUCCACUUUUCCUCUCCCAAGCUUUCUCCUCACCCCAUCACUGGCUGCAAACAAGUGGGAAAGGAGAGGAGUCAAAAUUCCUUUCCUUUGCUCCUCUUGUGGUGCAGCUAGGUGUUACUCAGAGCUGAGCCUAAAGGCUCAAUCUAGUUCUAACACAUUUUGUUGCUGCAAUUUACAAUAGUAAGUGAUUGGAAUAUCUUUUAUAUUGAACUAAAAUACUGCUUUAUAUUUCUCUUAAAUCCCUUGUCUGGAGGAAUACAGUAUCACUGCUAUACCAAUGUAUUUCAUAGUUAUGUUGCUUCAGUUCAGUAUGCAGUUCCAAUUUCUAGUGAUUUGUCAUUCAGCCUUGAAAAUUUGCUCCAGGCUGAAUGUGAAAUACAAGGUGUUAACCCAGAAGUAACUUUUGCCAGAUUUGGUCUGUGGUUUGAUGUAGCAGAAUUACAAGAAUUAGUAAUUAGAUACUUUAUUCUAUUUUAUUCACUCUCUAAAACCAAACCUGUGACAAAUGUAUUUUGCCGGCCCUUAAUUAAAUUGGGCUGUGCUGUAUUGUAUGAUUGGGUAUUUUCUGAAUAUACUGAAUGUUUCAAUUUUGUGUUAAAAAUGUGUCUAGUGUGAAUGUAAUCAUUUUACUUUAUGCUCAUUUUGUAUCAUGGAAUGACUAAACACAUAUAUUUAACAGAUCCAUAACCAGAAGAUGAAUAAUAUCAUGAAUAUGUAUUGGUAUUACAUAAAUCAGUUAAUUGAGUUUAAAAAAUCUGUGAACUUUAACUCUACAAUGAUCUAUUACAUUGUCUCAGACUCACCUACUGAAAGAAAAUUAUUCUGACCCAAAAUCUUUUUUUAAUAACUUGCUAAGUAUACAGUUAGUCAUUUUGAAUUACUUUAGGGACAUAUUUUAAGUUAUCCCUUUAAAAUCCAUUGGUAACGCCCCUCUUUUUUUUUUUUUACAUUAAGCUAAAACAAAUAAUUGGUUAAUGUUAAAUCACUUAAACAUUUAGAAGCAAUGGAUGUUAGAUUCAUUCCUAACAAAUACUGUGAGAAUAACUUUCUCAACAUUGUAUUUAAGUAUUGCAGUAGAUAAUGUUGUAUACUCCAUAAAUAUACUGUGCUGAUAUACUCUUCAUAUCUAGAUGUAAUAGAGCAAAUUAAUUAGGUAGUUUCAGCCUUAAUUUUAAAUGUCUUUGCAUUUGGGUAUUUAUUUUGGAUCUUAAAUGUUGCUUAAAUGUAUUUUUUAUGAUUCUGUAGUUACGUUAACCUAACUACAUUUGUCUUGUAUAAAUAGUUCAGCAAUUUGAAUUGAUAAGAGGGUAGAAGCUGAUUUUAAACUCUUACGGAUCAAAAAAGAGCAUAUUUUUUUAUUUUAAAACAAUCAGUUUGACUUUAUGAAGGUUAGCACUUAUUUGUUUAAUAAUUAAUAGGUCUUUCCUGCCAAUAAGAAUUAGAUUACUGCUGACUUGCUUUAACUGGUGAUUGUUAUAGUAAUAUUAUGGUAGUUUCUAUGUGGUAUGCAAUGGUUUUUUGCUAAUCUGUAGGAUAUAACUCUAUGGAAGUACUAGAAGGGAAGCCUCUUUCAGAAGUUUCCAAAUGCCAUUAAUAUAUUAUGGGGAAAUGGUCAGUUCCAUUGUCUUAAUUUGUCAUUCUUAUUUGCCUCUUGCUGUGUAAGCCUGCAUUGUGCCUGGCAACUGUUACCUAGUGACAAUUUCAGCUGCUUUAGCCAUUGGCUGUGCUGUUGAUUGGGGCAGAAGGACCGAGUCACCUUUCUGAUAGUGAGUUCUUCUGCAUCAGCUAAGGAUAAAGAGGAGCAGCAGGCUCAGGUGCAAGCAAUAAUUUUGAGAGAGAAUGUGAGAAAUAGUGACAGCAUUCUUGUAACUGCCUCCCAGUAAAUAGGACUUCUGUAUCAAGCAGUUCACCGUAGCAGUUGAUAAGAAUGAACGUAGGUGAGAAACAUUGGUUUAUUGCUGUAGCAAGAGCAUUUUUUUAAAAAGUAGUAAUUUUGUAACAGAUUGUUACUUAUAGACAGAGAGAAUGAACAAAUGACAAGUGUAUUGGGGAUGUUAUAAAAUCAAAAAGAACCUUCUGUACAGCAUGAUGGUGCACGUUGGAAAAUUAACUUCAAAAGAAUGCUUUCUAUCAAACUACUGCAUCAGAAGUGGAGAAAAUGCUUCUUUUCUAGUGAAUGAAAUUCUUUCAGAAGGAGCAGCCAAGACUAUCAAAAGCACCAGUGAGAUGUCGGUACUUUUAAAGGGACGUUAAACAAAUGCUAAAAUAAUAUCUAAAUGACCUUGGAAAUCUUUUUAUUUGGAUUGAUUCAUUCUUGUCUGCCUCUUCCUAAUCUCAGGAAUUCUAGGAUUAAAGAUAUUUUCAGUAUUUCUGGGUUUUUUUAAAAACAAGACUGUGUAUAUUUAGUAACCUAGCUAAUGGUCCUUGCACUAAUCAAGCAGUUACUCAAAAAUGAAUACAGAAGAGGCUUUCUUUAACAUAUGGCUGCUCCAUAACUGCAAAUACAAUUAACAGGUAAUGUCCAGCUAUUAGAAGAUCUGGUUUUUAAAGCAGAGAUUUAUCAUGCUAAUCAUCUAAUAAAAACCGAAAGUCUGUGGCAGCCUAGAAGCUGAAGCUGAAUGACAGAAUAUUGGAGUAAACAAUGGCAGCUUUUCUAGUCUGAUCAGCAUUUCAUUAGCUUCACAGCAGAAUGCAGAUGGAAGUUUCUGUUCUUGUUGUAUGGAGCUUGUGAAAGGAUUCAGGUGUUGCCACAAAGGUGAGAAAUAUCAUGGAUAUACCUAUGAACUUCACUGUACUGAUCCAUUGUAGCAGAUAUUUUCUGAAGAAAAUUAUUUUUGAUUAUCACUGCUGAAAUGAAAUGCAAGAAGGAUUUAUUUUGUCUGUGAGGACCUUGGAUUGUGCUGCUGACAUAGAUAGUUGGAGUGGACCGUAACUGUUUAAAAGAGUUUUGAAUACUGACGUAAAGCUCCAAAAUUUAUUCUUACAUUUUUGAUUUUUAAGUGAGUACACAUGAUCUUCCUCAUUGUACAGGUUGAUGUAUGUUUUCUUUCCUGGGAGUCAGAGGACAAACCUGGCUUUCCCCAUACCCUUCUCCCUCCAAAUAAAAUUCAUUAUUCAUACACAAACUGUGGUGAGUCUGUUGGAAUUAACCUGGACAGAAAUGUUUUCCUUUCCUCUCUAAUGAAUAGGAUAGAUGAAGCAAAGAUCUCCUGAACGGAGCCAAAAGACACAGCACGAUACGGUGAACUUUUCCUUGGUUUUCUAGACAUUCUGUGAUUUAAUUAUUUAAAUGAACAUAAAACAUUAAUUCAUUUCUAAAGAUUGCUGAUUCAGGAAACCUGUUGUAUUGAGACGUUUCUCUCUUUUUUUAUUAUUUGUAUUUUUCUAGCUAAUUCCAAAGAAACUGCCUUUCUCAGGAAAAAAACAAUCACAGAAUUUUUUUUUGAGGCAGUUGACUUCUUCCUGUCCUCCCCCUUCCUUUUUUUUUUUUUUUUUGGUUUUUAUUUUCAUCUUCCACAAAUACAGUAAAAAGAACCUGUUUUCUUUAGAAGUGCCUUGUGUUUGAUAAAGAUGGAGAGCACUGGAGGAAAUCGGUCAGUGGCCUUUUUGGCUUUUUUUUCUUUCCUCAAAGCUAAGGUGUGUCAGAGCGUUGCAUUGAUGCUGAAGGGGCAUCAACAGCUAUGAGACUGUAAUCUCCCUGAUAGAAGCACUGGCCGUGUCUACAAAGAGAGAUGAUGAGACUCUGAGGCAGAGUUUAGCUGAUGUUGGGCAGGUCACCUGCUCACUGUAGCUCUGAUUGCAGUGUUCCCUAAUCCCAAACCAUGAACCACUCCAGAUGGACUGAAUGGAGCACUCUGAACAUGAGCAGUAGCAUUGUGAAUGUGUCUGAGCAUCUCUCCUGUCCGCUAGGAUUUGGUCACUACAAUGCAGUCGACAUCUGCAUCCUUGAGACGGUCAUUAUUGUUUUGCUAACAUUUUUAAUUAUUGCUGGUAAUUUAACUGUAAUAUUUGUCUUUCACUGUGCUCCGCUCUUACAUCAUUAUACCACCAGCUGUUUUAUUCAGACUAUGGCCUAUGCUGAUCUUUUUGUUGGAAUUAGCUGCCUGGUUCCUACAUUAUCAUUGCUUCACUACUCUACAGGUGUCCAUGAGUCCUUGACUUGUCAGGUUUUUGGAUACAUCAUCUCUGUGCUGAAGAGUGUCUCCAUGGCAUGUCUUGCUUGCAUCAGUGUCGACCGCUAUCUUGCUAUUACAAAACCUCUCUCCUAUAAUCAACUGGUCACGCCUUGUCGCUUGAGAAUCUGUAUCAUUUUGAUUUGGAUAUACUCUUGUCUGAUCUUCUUACCUUCCUUUUUUGGUUGGGGAAAACCUGGUUACCAUGGUGAUAUUUUUGAAUGGUGUGCUACCUCCUGGCUCACCAAUGCCUAUUUUACUGGCUUUAUUGUGUGUUUACUGUAUGCUCCAGCUGCUUUGGUAAUCUGCUUCACAUAUUUCCACAUCUUCAAAAUUUGCCGGCAGCACACCAAAGAGAUAAAUGACAGGAGAGCUCGUUUUCCUAGCCAUGAAGUGGAUGCUGCUGGAGAGACUGGGCACAGCCCUGACCGCCGCUAUGCCAUGGUUUUAUUUCGGAUAACCAGUGUGUUUUACGUGCUUUGGCUCCCCUAUAUCAUAUACUUUCUGCUGGAGAGUUCUAGGGUGCUGGAAAAUCCAGCACUUUCCUUCUUAACAACAUGGCUUGCUAUAAGCAAUAGUUUCUGCAACUGUGUGAUAUAUAGCCUCUCCAACAGUGUUUUCAGGCUGGGACUCCGGAGACUGUCAGAGACAAUAUGUUCAUCUUGUAUGUGUUUAAAAGACAGGGAUGUACGGGACCCCAAACCUAGAAAACGGGCUAAUUCCUGCUCCAUUUAAAGAAAACUGGGACAACUAAUGAAAUGCAAUCUGACAUUGGGUUUGGAUAGCAUUUGAUACAUCUGGAAAUUUGCCACAACAGAAAUAUUUAUUUGAAUAGUUCCUAGGACAUGAGAUGGGGUUUGCAAGUGAUUCGUAAUAAAGGAAAAGGUUGCUAUGAAAGGGCACUGAAAGGGUACACAAAUUAUAAUGAAUAUGGGUCUUGUGAAAUUGUGUGGUGGUAUGACAGAAAUUUAACAGAAGAUGAAAGAAAUCAAUAUCUCAUAUCUUCCGCAGGGCAUGAAAUAACUGGCACUUCAAAGCAGGCUCCCCCUUGAGAUAAAUUAGUGACCUAUUAAUUUUUUUUCCUUUUAGAGAAAUUGUCAUAUAUAGUAUUAUAUAUGUGGCAGGAUAUACAGUAGCUUCUAGCAUUAAAAUAUACUUUUUUAAACACAGUGAAUGGUUCUCCAUAAAUGAUAUCGACAGAGGAUGCAUAAUAAAUGUUGCAAUUUAACAAUCAGCUGCACAUAGUCUUUGCUUGUGUCUUGUACUAUUUUCAGUUGUACAAAUAUCCACUAAACCUUUUCCCUCCCCUUCUUCCCCCCAAACCCCAUACAAAUUAAAGAAACUGAUGGGUACACUUUUUGGAUAAAAUUAAAGAUUUGUUUUUUGCAUUUCUCAUGCAGCUUCCACAAAGCCUGCUUCUUCUCCUCACCCCCCAUUUCCAUUUUUUCAUGCCCUGCACCUUGGGUUCCGUUAUUCAGAAGUGACUUAGUUAAUGAAGGAGCCUGUCAGAUAAAAUUAAUUUCAAAUAACUUCUUCCUUCAGAAAAUUCUGUCUAUUUUUACUAGUUGGAUGUUUGCAUUCAUCAUAUUCUAAUGACUUUUACAAACUUUGUUCUCUGGAUCCUGCUAAAUUAGCACAUAGUACUCAUGUGGUGUCCUUUAGGAUGUAUUAAAGCUUUUCCUUUAGCAAUUACACAAAUAAUCCUAAUGCAAAUAUGAUAACCACACACAGCAGUGUAACAUCACUGCUCAGUGCAUUUAAAAAUUUUUUUAAUGGAAAAUAACUUUUCUGUGGGGUCUGAAUAGCUGACUGUUGUAGCUGCCAAUCCUUUGUGUGAACCUAGCUUGCACAUAUUGUAUUUUUUUAAAAAAGAAAAUGUAAAGUAUGUGAUCUGUGCCUAAUAUUUUCAUAGCAUAUGGAGUAGGUCAAUUUUAAGUCUACAGGAUUUUAAAAAAGAAUUACUUGCUCUAAGAGAAAUACUUUUGUGCAGUUAUUAAAUAGGUAUUUAUUAGAAGAGGAGGUGGAGAGACAAUUUAGUAUAAAAUACAGAGAAGAGCCUCAGUAUUGCCUUUUGUAAUGAACUGCCUUUCAGGUUCACCGCUUAAAUAAAAUACUUUGCAAGGGCACUACAUGUAUAAUGAAUUGCCUAGGGUUCAGAUAUAGUAUGAGAGGUAGUGAGACAUUUUAAAUAUUAGUUUUAACCCAAGGUGCCAUUUUCUCAGAUGGUGGUUUUUGUUUUUUAAAAAGGCCUAACUAUUGCUACUCUUAAAGGCUGCGCUAUAGUUUCUGAUUUUACCCAAAUGCAUAUAAUGAAAUUGUGCCUAUGACUUUUCAUAACGGAAGUCAACCCUAUUUGCACACCAAUGGUUUGACUACAGUAGUCUCUUUAAAAAAAAAAAAAAAAAGUAUGCAUUGUUUUAUUGAGGUGGUUCUGAACUCCUGUACAUUUUUAAAAGUGUAAGAAA
This is a messenger RNA of Dermochelys coriacea (leatherback sea turtle), 7600 nucleotides long. It is a transcript of the gene GPR52, whose product is annotated as G protein-coupled receptor 52. The record is from RefSeq and is a predicted model, not a curated record. Lineage: Eukaryota; Metazoa; Chordata; Testudines; Dermochelyidae. Gene Ontology annotation, molecular function: G protein-coupled receptor activity. Gene Ontology annotation, cellular component: membrane. The transcript has a single exon. Bases 4785 to 5870 code for a protein of 361 amino acids. Gene Ontology annotation, biological process: G protein-coupled receptor signaling pathway.